AUGAGUUUGAAGGAAGUAGACAUUGCUGUCUCUGAAACAUCAGACGAAAAGACCACCAUUGAAAAACAAGAAGGUAUUGCCAUCUCUGAAUCACAAGAAGACAUUGCAAUCUCUGAAACACAAGAAGACGUUUCUAUCUCUGAAACACAAGAAGAAGUUACUAUCUCUGAAUCACAAAAAGACGUUGCAAUCUCUGAAACACCAGAAGAAAUAGCUGUCUCUGAAGAAGCAGAGGCCAUUGCUAUCUCUGAAACACAAGAAGAAGUUGCUAUCUCUGAAACACAAGAAGACAUUGCUAUCUCUGAAACACAACAAGACAUUGCUAUCUCUGAAACACAACAAGACGUUGCUAUCUCUGAAACACAACAAAACAAUGCUAUCUCUGAAACACAAGACAUUGCUAUAACUGAAGCCGAUGUUGAAGCAGCAAUUUCUGAAAUUGAAGGUAUGGUGUUACCCAAAGAAGCACUGGAAUAUGAGUUUGAAAAAGAAGUAGACAUUGCUAUCUCUGAAACGCCAGACGAAAAGACCAUCACUGAAAAACUAGAAGGUAUUGCUAUCUCAGAAACACAAGAAGACAUUGCAAUCUCUGAAACACAAGAAAACAUUGCUAUGUCUGAAACACCAGAAGAAAUAGCUGUCUCUGAAGAACCAGAGGUCAUUGCGAUAUCUGAAGAACAAGAAGAAAUAGCUGUCUCUGAAGAACCAGAGGCCAUUUCAAUCUCAAAAACACCAGAAGAAAUAGCUGUCUCUGAAGAACCAGAGGCCAUUGCGAUCUCAGAAACACCAGAAGAAAUAGCUGUCUCUGAAGAACCGGAGGUCAUUGCGGUCUCUGAAGAACAAGAAGAAAUAGCUGUAUCUGCAGAACCAGAGGCCAUUGCGAUCUCAGAUACACCAGAAGAAAUAGCUGUCUCUGAAGAUCCAGAGGUCAUUGCGAUCUCAGAAACACCAGAAGAAAUGGCUGUCUCUGAAGAACCAGAGCCCAUUGCAAUCUCUGAAACACAAGAAGACGUUGCUAUCUCUGAAGCACAAGAACACAUUGCAAUCUCUGAAACACAAGAAGAAAUAGCUGUCUCUGAAGAACCAGAGGCCAUUGCUAUCUCAGAAAUACCAGAAGAAAUAGCUGUCUCUGAAGAACCAGAGGUCAUUGCGAUCUCUGAAGAACAAGAAGAAAUAGCUGUCUCUGAAGAACCAGAGGCCAUUGCGAUCUCAGAAACACCAGAAGAAAUAGCUGUCUCUGAAGAACCAGAGGUCAUUGCGAUCUCUGAAAAACAAGAAGAAAUAGCUGUCUCUGAAGAACCAGAGGCCAUUGCGAUCUCUGAAACACAAGAAGAAAUAGCUGUCUCUGAAGAACCAGAGGCCAUUGCGAUCUCUGAAAAACAAGAAGAAAUAGCUGUCUCUGAAGAACCAGAGGUCACUGCGAUCUCUGAAACACAAGAAGAAAUAGCUGUCUCUGAAGAACCAGAGGCCAUUGCGAUCUCUGAAGAACAAGAAGAAAUAGCUGUCUCUGAAGAACCAGAGGCCAAUGCGAUCUCUGAAAGACCAGAAGACAUUGCUAUCUCUGAAACACAAGAAGACAUUCACAAGAAGACAUUGCUAUCUCUGAAACACAAGAAGACAUUGCUAUCUCUGAAACACAAGAAGACAUUGCUAUCUCUGAAACACAAGAAGACAUUGCUAUCUCUGAGACACAAGAAGAAGUUGCUAUCUCUGAAACACAAGAAGACAUUGCAAUCUCUGAAACACAAGAAGAAGUUGCUAUCUCUGAAACACAAGAAGACAUUGCUAUCUCUGAAACACAAGAAGACAUUGCUAUCUCUGAAACACAAGAAGACAUUGCUAUUUUCGAAACACAGCAAGACAUUGCAAUCUCUGAAGACAGAAGCUGAAGCAGAUCUUGGAGCGACUAUUUCACAAAUGAAGAAAUUGCUGUGA
Messenger RNA from Gigantopelta aegis, 1935 nucleotides. Its product is annotated as flocculation protein FLO11-like. The transcript has 2 exons. Gene Ontology annotation, molecular function: protein binding. The coding region runs from base 1 to 1935 and encodes 644 amino acids. The record is from RefSeq and is a predicted model, not a curated record. NCBI's taxonomy places the organism in Eukaryota, Metazoa, Mollusca, Gastropoda, Neomphalida, Peltospiridae.